AUGGGCAACAAGCACAGCAUCCAUAUCGCCAACGCCACCUCUGAGGAUAUCUACGUCUUAGCCUACCUCAGCCCAGACUGGGCCAUCGUUGACGCCAUCACUAACAUAACCGUCAUAGCCGCCGCCUUACAGCAAUUCAAGACUUGUACUGCGCUCGGCGAGCUCCCUGCCAAAAUCACUUCCAUCCGGGACAUUUUCCAGACCUUGUUGGCCGUGAGAAAAGUCAUUGUGUCAGGGGCACAAGGCGUCAAAGCUGCCAUGGCGGUCACUGAAGCGUUCAAGAAGACUGCCGUCAAAAUCCCGGCGGGGACGUUCAAAAAUGUGAAGUCGGAGGAUUUCUUGAGUAUCUAUCUCAAGGCGCAUGGGAUUGCGGGGUUAAUUGGGGCAAAGACGGUUACCUUGAUGGUAAUGGCGGGCGAGGGGAAGGAUUUACGGGCUGCAAUGUGGAACAGCGGGAGCGAUCAUAGCUGGAUUGCGACGAAGAGGGGGGUUAUUGUGAGGAGUAGGUAUGGGACGUUGUGGCAGGAGAAUCCAAGGGCGGGGACGAUUGCUUGGGGGAAGUAG
This is a messenger RNA of Thermochaetoides thermophila DSM 1495, 564 nucleotides long. RefSeq lists its product as uncharacterized. The transcript has a single exon. The record is from RefSeq and is a predicted model, not a curated record. NCBI's taxonomy places the organism in Eukaryota, Fungi, Ascomycota, Sordariomycetes, Sordariales, Chaetomiaceae. Bases 1 to 564 code for a protein of 187 amino acids.